AGGGAGGCUCGCUUGCCGCGUUGUGAGGCGCUGUGUUACAUGCCCACCCAAAAGCUUGCGAAAUAAGCCACUUUUCCAUCUAUUCUGCUCAGCGGCUUUUCUCUUCCCGCAAUGGAGACCUUCAAGGACCUCCUGCCACUAUAUCCUCAAGUUCUGUACAGCGCUACGGCGUUCGUGGCCGGUGGCGCGCUCAUCUACAAGCUUGCUAACAGGAAAAAGCCACUGAAUGUUACAGUGAACUGCUGGUUCUGCAAUCAGGACACAGUAGUUCCAUAUGGCAAUAGGAAUUGUUGGGACUGUCCCAGCUGUGACCAGUACAAUGGUUUUCAGGACAAUGGGGAUUACAACAAGCCCAUUCCAGCGCAGUACACGGAGGAUCUGAACCACGGGGUGUUUGGCAGCAUUCCUACGCAGGUGACUCUUGGUACCAUGCAAUGGGUCAACUCCAAGAUGCUCAUUUGCAGGAAGUGCAAUCACAACCAAUCCACUAAGAUCAAGCUGCUGGCCUCUUUCAUACCAAAGGAUGAUGGGAACUAUGAUGAGGAGAUUGACGCAUAUAAGUGUCACUUGGAGGAACACUACAAGCUGUGCAGGCCCUGUCAGGCAGCUGUGGACUACUACAUUAAAUAUCAGAACCGCCAGCUUAGGACCGUACUGCUCUGCAAUCAUCUUAGACGCACACAAGAGUCACUGAAGGGCAUCAUAAAGGGCUCCCUCUCUGCAUCCUGUCCUCUGGCGGUUGUACUGCUCCGAUGCCUCUCCUUCCUCAUUUGUGCUUUCCUGCUCGCCAUGCCUUACUCCGCCGACCGGCAGCCGUCAAGCAACGGGCAGAGUCCUCUCCAACCUGGUGCCCACAAUGUGUCCGCUGCCGACAGUGAUAGCGAAGGAGGUGCACGUGUGUGGCAGAGCCUGCUGGAGCUCCUGCCAGACACACUUGUAGAGUACGCCGAGCUCUCGUGGCUCUUCGGACAAGCCAAUCAGAUGGCAGUCGUUUGUGUCGGUCUGUCAUCGUGUCUCCUUGGUCUCUUAUUAGCAGGAGCCGGCAGGUUGAGGAGAAUCGACAUAGUGUCCUUGGUGCUGUGGUUCCUGGUUUUGUGUUGGCACCUGCUGGCAGCGUACGUCGAGGGUGACUCAUCCAGCUGGACCGCCGCACACGUCACCACAGUACUCUGUUGCCUCGUCAGCUUUGCCGCCGCUGUAGCGACGCGUAACCCUCUGAAUCAACGAAGAGGCAGAUAUCGAAGAAACCUCACAGAUUCCUCCAUGCGCUCCCUAAGCAAUCAGCCCGCUUUGCUCACUACCCAAAUGAUCCGCUCCUUCAUUCCCUCGCCUCCUCCAAACAUCUCCAAGCUCAUCAACCACCAAAAGACUCCCCCGAAACCCAAGGGCUCCCUGUCCUCUCUGCCAUGCCGUCUCAAGAACGCCCUCUGCCUUGGCACGGUCUCCACUUUCACGAGGACAGAUUCAGGCUACUUGUUCAGUGGAAGCAGACCAGCCUCAGUCUACAAAGAUUCCCCUCCCUCAGACUACUUUUCAAUGAAGUCGUGUAGUCGCCCAUCAUCGCCCGGGCUCUCGCCGACGCCCUCAGUGGACGGCUUUUCGACGUCCAGCGCUGGUUCGGACAGACAGACUCGCCCUCUCAUCAGCCCAGCUCGUCUCAACCUCGGCAGCCCCAAACAGAAGCUGUACUCCACCAAGGCCGAGUCCACUUUCAAGGCCCCGCUGGUGUCCUCAUCACACGUUCUCCACGCGGACCAGGCUUCCGUUUACAGUGGUCGCAUUUCACCAGACAUAGCCCUCUUCCCCAGCCAGAGUGAUUUGACUUACCUACAUGAAGACGACAGCGGUGUGAAGGAAAAAGCGAGCAGCUCGUCUGGGUCUUUAAGUUCUCUGGUUGACACGACAACAGCGUUGCCAGAGAACAGCUCCUCCUCCCAAAAUACGACACGGCGGGUUUGGAUGGUGCUUUUAUUGAUCAGCCUAAGCACCAACCUCCUGUUUGCCACGCUCUGGAUGUCCUACAACUGGAAAUUACCUGUGGACGCCUGCUCCUGGUCCAUGAGGUUGGCCCUAUUCGCUUAGAAAGACAAACGUGUCGGCUAUUGACGUGCAGAAUAACCAACACCGUGACUCUUGUUUUAAGAGUUGUGUGGCAGAUUGCAUGUGAGGGUGUGCUUGAAGAACAUGGACACCGGUGUUGUGACGUGCGAUAAUAAUGCUGUUCACUGGACACUUGUCAUGUGGACUGUAAUGCAAUACUUUGACAUAUUGCUCCCUAUGAUGGACUGCCACUUUUAAUGUUACAGAUUACAGCGACCGGGUUCAACGUUGUGGUCGCCGACUUGCGCCUAACAUCCACUACUCUGGUUUAAUUAUGAAUGCAGAAAUCUAAAAAAAAAAAAGGAAAAAGUGAUAGUGCAUAUUUAUUUGCAGUAGUGUUCCUCUGCCUAUUUGUGAUUCGCUACUCGCAGACUCACCUAUUUAUUUAGUUUUUUUUUAAAGGAAUCUAUUGUACAUUAUUUGAUGGAAAAUGCAACUUCGGUGUUUUUGUGCUCAGGCCAAAGCCUUGUCUAAAGUUAAAGUACUGUAUUGUUUCUUUUAACCAUCUUGUGACAUUUUGGAGCCAAGAAACUAUUUCUAAUUUAGCCAUUAUUAUUUUUUUAUUAUGCUGCCUAGGUUUUAUAUGGAUACAUGUCUCCCGUGCUGAAACAGCCAGCUUAACGUUCUAUUUUUAAAAAAGUUAUUGAUUUUAAAAUUUUAGGCAAUCCUUAUUGACAAAGCAAAUGUUGAUGGCUCAUUUAAAAUAUCUCUUUUUAUAACAGUAAAGACUAAUAGCUCCAUGAAAAUCUUAUGAGUUUUCACAAUUUAUGUGUUGCCCUUAAAACUCUGUGGGUACAAGUGCAUACAUAAUCAGAACUACUCAUUAAACCCAUUACACCCUUGUCUUUAUACAAUCGUAAUAACGGUAAAGACAUGCAAUAGUUCUGAGACUCUAACAAAUUCAUGCAUAUGUCUAUCUCAGAAAUAUUUUAUUUUGCUGUCUGCUAUUGUGCGAAUCCAACAUGGCUGCCUCAUCCUGGCACUUCAGCGCACAGAUCCCUCUGGCGUACUGCAACAACAUAAUGAGGCCUUCUCCAGUGGCAUUAACGAUAAAAGUAGCUUGCGUGACAAAGAAGGAUCGUUUGUAAAUAAACAAAAAAAAGAGACUGAAGACACUAAGAUGCUUUUGUCUUGGUUUUCAUGGGGAAAAAAAAGCAUAAUACGCAAUGGGAGAAAAUUCCUAUGUAUCCAAAAAUGGAAUUGGCAUAUUCAGAAAACCUGUUGCUAAUCAUUAAAAUCCAUUCGGGUCACCUAACAGUAAAUGCAUUUUGGCGUUAAAAGUCUGAAAAAAAUAUUACUUUAGAUUUUUUUUUUUUCCCCCUUUCUUCUUGGAAACAAUUAUGGCCUUGUGAUGGAUUAACACCUGCCAAUCAUUCAAAUGCUCAUAUCAGUGAAAUUAGAUUUUCAAAUCUCAGUGGGCCAUGUCUUUACCAUUAUUGAUCAAACUAUAUGGAAAUGACCCAUAUUUGAAACCUUGCAGGAGACGACUGACAUGAACAAAUUGCACACGACAGUCUUCUCAUCUGUUUUUCUAAAAAUGCAGCCACAAUUGAGACUGCCUCUUCCGCUGCAUGCUUCAUGAGCAUGCAGCGGAAGAACGUCUUAAGUCGCUCUAAAUGUAACCGUGACGUCGUGCAAAGUAUCGUUAAGAAGAAUCGAUCACAUUGGAGGUGUACAAUUCCGAGACGGAAUCUGUAAGUUGGAUCUGGUUCUUGAAUCUCUUUCCUACAAGGAACUAUGUUGAAGUGAGAGGAAGCCAUUCAUUUAGACAGGUCUUAGCACUGUCUAAUAGAAAAGUAGUGCUUUGCCACCAUCUAGGUAAUUUUAAACCUUUUGGGGGGGGGGCAUCAAUUACGCUUAGUUUCGCUAUUCACUGGUGCUUAGUUCCUAUCCCCAUGAGCGGGGCAACACUAUAUUUGACUAAACUAGCAAGUGUUGUCAUGCACCAGUCAGCUGCAAUAAAUGUCGAGUGCAAGGAUCUCUGGUUUGUAUUUAUUUGACACCCGUUUAUGCAUGGGAAUGAGCAAGAGUUGGCUGUCUUCAAAGUGAUCGAAACACAAAACAAAAGUUGAAAUAACUUCAAACCACCGAUGCUGAAUUAUGAAUGAAUUUGCUCUUCAUUGUUUUAUUUUCUUGAACAAAAGUAAUGACUUGGAUUGUAAUGACUGUAAUACAAGUUGUGGAUGUGAAUAAUGGAGAUUCAACACUAUUUCAACCUUUAAAUAUCAAUGUAUCCCUGUGUCCAUUUCUUCCCAGAAGUUUGCUUUGGUUUCUGUCAUUUCCAGAUAGAAAUGUAUUGGUGACCUUUUACUGCAAGGAGCCGAAUCAUGUUACAAUGAUUUUUAAUUAUAUUCAUUUACAUUUUUGUUGUUGACUCUUGGAUUUUUGUAUAUUUGUUGUAUGAGUUUUUUUUUUCUUUUUUAAAUCUGUGUGAGAAAAGUGGAUCAUUAGUUUUAC
Messenger RNA from Phycodurus eques (leafy seadragon), 4557 nucleotides. RefSeq names its product transmembrane protein 201 (gene tmem201). Lineage: Eukaryota; Metazoa; Chordata; Actinopteri; Syngnathiformes; Syngnathidae. Gene Ontology annotation, molecular function: actin filament binding; lamin binding. Gene Ontology annotation, biological process: nuclear migration along microtubule. Gene Ontology annotation, cellular component: nuclear inner membrane. The transcript has 11 exons. The record is from RefSeq and is a predicted model, not a curated record. The coding region runs from base 112 to 2082 and encodes 656 amino acids.